UGACGCGGCACAAUGCGGAAGUCAGCUGUCAUGGCUACAACAUCAUGUAAAGAGCAGAGUUUUAAAGCGGCUCUGUGGUAGCUCAUGGCAGCAGAGACAGCCGGAGGUGUCAGCGGGGCUCCGGCCUGUCUGUGUGUCCUCUGCGGGCUGCCUGCUGCCGGGAAGUCCACGCUGGCCCGGAACAUCGUGACAGCCGCCGCACAGCGAGGAUGGAGAGCCGGGGUGGUGCCGUAUGAUGAUCUGAUCCCAGAGCAGGCUUUUCAGACCAGAGUGGAGGAGGACGGUGUCACACUGCAAGAAACUCACACUGAAUGGAAGUUACACAGACAGGCAGUUUUGCGCUGCAUUGAGCAGUUCUUGGAGAAACCUCAAGUUUUGGCCGAGCUGCCGAGCAGCUGUCAGAUCAACAAGGCUGCAUGGGAGCGAUGCGUUCAAGCUCUACUGUGGCCUGAAGCUUUGGACCGCUCACAGGCUGAGCGGGCACCACUUCUCCUUCUACUGGAUGACAACUUCUACUAUCCAAGCAUGAGAUAUGAAGUGUACCAACUUGCAAGAAAGUAUUCCUUGGGAUUCUGCCAGGUGUAUCUGCAGUGUGACUUGGAGUCCUGCAUCAGACGAAACCAGAGCAGGUUUGCGCCCAUUCCCACUGAGGUGAUAGUGGAGAUGGUGAAGCGUUUGGAGUCUCCAAAUCCACAGAAGAACUCGUGGGAGACUAGCAGCAUUUCACUCAACACCACAGACAAUUUGUCUGAACGUGAUGUCCAGAGGGUGAUGGAGUUGAUCUCCUCGGCGCUGAGCAACCCGCUGAGUCCAGCUGAGGACAACACAGAGCAAAAGGAGGCGGACCGCCUGAAAUGUGCCACCAGUGUUGUUCACCAGACUGACCAGGCCUGUCGACGCCACAUAUCUGAAGCCAUGAAGACUGCCAGAGAGAAUCAGUUACUUCCUGAGCUCAUGAGGUCUUUGGCCGCUCAGCUGAACGAAUCCAAAGCAACGUUUCUUCACAACCUGCGGACACAGCUGCUCCAAGAAGCGUCUUUCACCCAAGACGAGGACACUGACGUGGAACGUGUGGUGAAAAGAGCGAUGGACGUUUUUGAUCGGGACACAAAAGAAAUCCUGCUGAGAAUCAUAAAUGAAAAUAAAUGACUUGAAUCGACUCGUGAAUUUGCACAAAGGCAGGUUUAAUCACAUCAAACGUCACAAGAGAAUCUGUGACACUGUGUUUAAAUGUAAAUAAAGUGUGAUCUUUGUGGCACUGAGUGAAACAGAGAAUGUAUGAAUAAUGUUUUAUCUUGUAAUAAAAAAAAGAAUUUA
Epinephelus moara (kelp grouper) is the source of this 1317-nucleotide messenger RNA. It is a transcript of the gene pstk, whose product is annotated as L-seryl-tRNA(Sec) kinase. The coding region runs from base 85 to 1149 and encodes 354 amino acids. Gene Ontology annotation, molecular function: kinase activity; tRNA binding. The transcript is spliced from 6 exons. The record is from RefSeq and is a predicted model, not a curated record. NCBI's taxonomy places the organism in Eukaryota, Metazoa, Chordata, Actinopteri, Perciformes, Serranidae.